AUGUCUACUCCCGACUUGCCUAUGAACCUUGGCUCAGUCAUGAUUACAAUGUGGGCCAUUAUUGGACCGAGUGAUCUGGCCAUUUUCUCACGCAUCACAUCCUCUCGACCAGUCACACCUAACAGUACUUCCACCGCCAUAAACAUUGCAGGUGGCAUUUUUUGCCAUCUGCUGAUGGACGCCUUUGUGGAUUACAGCAGAGGCUCGACGUCUGAACUCAAUCUGGCAUUUCAAAUAGCCUCUGACUUCGGCGGCGCGAUUGUGGAUGAUAACUGGGAAAGGGAAUAG
Molecule: messenger RNA, 288 nt
Organism: Aspergillus niger
Lineage: Eukaryota; Fungi; Ascomycota; Eurotiomycetes; Eurotiales; Aspergillaceae
Exons: 3
Coding region: 1-288 (95 amino acids)
Source: RefSeq, a predicted model, not a curated record